Zea mays is the source of this 2217-nucleotide messenger RNA. NCBI's taxonomy places the organism in Eukaryota, Viridiplantae, Streptophyta, Magnoliopsida, Poales, Poaceae. The record is from RefSeq and is a predicted model, not a curated record.
CCAAAGAGUUAGGCUGACCUUACAGCUCAUCUCCAAGCCCACACCUGCUGGCACCGCGAAACUAUCGAGGGGGCAUGCUUCCAAUUUUCUGCAAGUCGAGAGUCGAGACCGCCAUCGAAGCACCGGCGCCAAUGAAGACUUGAAGAGGGCUAAAACGAAAAAGAUGCCAGGAUGACAAAAUUUCCCACUCCACUCGAAUUAAAACCCUAGCGGCAAAACCUUCGCUCUGCGCCGCCGUCGCCUGCUCCCGUCCCGCCACCACAUCCGCCCAGGAGCUCGCCGUCGGGGAGGCUGCUCGAGGAGCCGCGCUGUCUCUCCCGCGCCGCGACCUUCGCCCUCGCCGCCGCCAUGAUCUGCGCGAUCUCCGGUGAGGUGCCGGACGAGCCGGUGGUGUCGAAGAAGUCGGGGCUUCUCUUCGAGCGGCGGCUCAUCGAGCGCUACAUUGAGGACCAUGGCAAGUGCCCCAUCACCAAGGAUGAGCUUACUAUGGAUGAUAUCGUGCCGGUCAAUACCAACAAGGUCGUGAAGCCCAGGCCUUUGCAGGCUGCAAGCAUUCCAGGACUCCUUGGGAUUUUUCAGAACGAGUGGGAUGCUCUCAUGCUUUCUAAUUUUGCUUUGGAGCAGCAGCUACACACAGCAAGACAAGAACUUAGUCAUGCACUCUACCAGCAUGACGCUGCCUGCCGUGUUAUAGCCAGGUUGAAGAAGGAAAGAGAUGAGGCUAGAGCACUUUUGGCUCAAGCUGAGAGACAGAUUCCAGCAUCAGUUGCAGGAGCUGCUCCUGCAGCUGUUGUUUCCAAUGGAAAAAGAGCAAUGGAAGAUGAAAUUGGCCCUGACGGAAAGAAGAUUCGUCCUGGUAUCAACCCUGUCAUGAUUGAUGAACUUACAGAGUGUAAUACCAUGCUUUCAGCACAGCGUAAGAAAAGACAGGUUCCUCCAACUCUGGCACCAUUAGAUGCACUCGAGAGAUACACUCAAAUCUCCAGCCAUCCCCUUCAUAAGACAAACAAACCAGGCAUUUUGUCCAUGGAUGUUCAUCCUUCAAAGGAUGUUGUUGCAACUGGGGGUAUCGAUACAAAUGCAGUAAUCUUUGAUCGGUCAUCUGGUCAAAUCUUGUGCACGCUUACUGGUCACUCAAAGAAGAUAACCACUUUAAAGUUUGUUCCACGGGAUCAACUCUUUGUAACUGGAUCAGCAGAUAAGACUGUUCGCAUUUGGCAAGAGAACGAGAAUGGAAACUAUAACUGCGUCCAUACAUUGAAAGAUCAUACUGCUGAGGUUGAAGCUGUUACAGUACAUGCGACUCAGAAGUAUUUUGUGAGUGCUUCCAAGGAUAAUUCGUGGUGCUUCUAUGAUAUUUCAACAGGAUCUUGCCUGACACAGGUUGGCGAGGCUUCAGGACAAGAGGGAUAUACAUCCGCGUCUUUCCAUCCAGAUGGUCUUAUCCUUGGAACAGGAACUACUGAUGCUGUUGUUAAAAUUUGGGAUGUGAAGACUCAGUCGAAUGUCGCGAAGUUUGAGGGGCAUGUAGGACCAGUCACUGCUAUGUCCUUCUCUGAAAAUGGUUACUUCCUAGCGACUGCUGCUCAUGAUGGUGUCAAGCUUUGGGAUCUUCGGAAAUUAAGAAAUUUUAGGACCUUCUCUCCCUAUGAUUCAGAUACGCCAACAAAUACUGUGGAAUUUGAUUUUAGUGGAAACUAUCUUGCCAUUGGUGGUUCAGAUAUAAGGGUCUACCAAGUAGCUAAUGUUAAGGCCGAAUGGAAUCUCAUCAAGACAUUACCAGAUUUAUCUGGAACAGGGAAAGUAACUUCGGUAAAGUUCGGAGCAGAUGCUAAGUACAUAGCCGUAGGUUCUAUGGACCGCAAUCUACGGAUAUUUGGCCUCCCUGGAGACGACCAAAUGGAGGAAUCAACCACAGCGGCAGAGUGAGGAAAAUCCAUGGUUAUCGGCAUUCAUUGUCUAUUUGGCCACUGUCGAGAGGUAAUCCACGGAGACACACCGCUGGCGCCCGUGACACUUGGCCUGUUUGGUUACUUGCUAAAAAUUGCUACACAUUUUUGUGCCACACUUGUUUAAGCACACUUGUUUAAGGUGUUUAAGGUUAUACGCUCAAAUUCCGCGUCACAGCUUGUUUGUCACUCAUAAGAGAAUAUUGCCUGUAAAAUGAGAGUCUGAACGACUUGCCCGUAAAAUGAGAUGGAAAAUCAGUUAGCUGUA